Molecule: messenger RNA, 3257 nt
Organism: Scleropages formosus (Asian bonytongue)
Lineage: Eukaryota; Metazoa; Chordata; Actinopteri; Osteoglossiformes; Osteoglossidae
Gene: cdc14b
Product: cell division cycle 14B
Exons: 17
Coding region: 1023-2570 (515 amino acids)
Biological process (GO): protein dephosphorylation
Source: RefSeq, a predicted model, not a curated record
AAUUGUGACGGCGCAAAAUGAUUGGCAUCUGUCUCGUCCAAUCGUGUGGCGAAUAUUCAAACUCAGAGCCAAUGGGCUUUGAGUAAAGUGUCCCCUCCUGUCUGCGUGUUGCGAAGGAGUUUCAGACCUGGAGCACGAGACGUCCAGUGUGCGCCUUUCACUUUUUUUUUUGUGUACUGUGAGGAAACAUCAGUGAACCUUUGUUCACAUUUCCCCCCCCUCGCAUAUUCCUUAUUCGUCUGCUGGAAGAUAAUCAAGAGUGUUUAUCUUUGUAAACUUAGUUGUCCAGUUUGCUUCCUUUGAUCCAUCGAUACACAUUUUGAUGGUGUUUGUCGUUGCGCAGACGGCUGCUUUUACCUGUCUGAGAUCGAUUUAAAACCCAGAGGCUGCGGUAAGGUCUCUGAGUCUUUAAAACAAAAGCGUGAAACUGUCAGCUGCACGUGAGUGAGGUCUGCCGAGUGUACGAGUCGUGCAGGAUAAUCGUGCGUGUUUCGAAUAGUAAAAAUAAAACCGGUGAGUGGUUUACGAGAAUGACAGACGAGAAGUGGCUUUGUGGUGCUGUCGAGUUUAUUCCAGGUAAGUGUAAAUUCUGAAGGGCCGACCCGCACUGUUGUUGACUUUCUAAUUUUCAUAACUUUGACGGGAUGUCGCUCUCAGGUCGGGCAUUUCCGGACAGGGACGUUUAAAAUCACACAUCUUUCAGUCCAGCUGCCGCGUGAAUAUAUAAUAGAUGGUGAGAGAAAUAUACAUGCGGCAGCUGGACUGAAGGAUGUGUGUCGAAUAAUAUAAGAAAGUGGAUAUUUAGACUGUGAAUAGAUGUAAAAGGACUGGCUGCGUUUAAUUUGGGGUUCACUGUUUUUGGAGGUGUGGCGAAGUCGCGAUGACAGACCGUUAGAGAGCAGCUCUACUUCGCCAUCCUCCAGCAGAGGAUCCGCAGCACCGCGGACAGACACUGUUUCUGCAUCGACGACGAGCUCUCAUACGAGAACUUUUAUGCAGACUUCGGUCCUCUCAACCUGGCUAUGUUCUACCGCUUCUGCUGCAAGCUUACAAAGAAGCUGAAGACUUUCACUCUGGCAAAGAAGAAAAUCGUUUUUUAUACGUGUGGUGAUCAGAAGAAGCAAGCAAAUGCUGCUUAUCUUAUUGGAUCUUAUGCUGUGAUGCACCUACAGAAGACACCUGAAGAAGCAUAUAGUCUGCUGGUGUCCCGAAACGCCACCUACCUCCCUUUCAGGGAUGCCUCAUUCGGAACCUGUGUGUACAACCUUUAUAUCCUGGACUGUCUGCAUGCAGUUGAAAAGGCAUUACGAUAUGGCUGGCUUGACUUCUCCAAAUUUGAUGUGGAGGAAUAUGAACACUAUGAGAGAGCAGAGAAUGGAGACUUCAACUGGAUAGUCCCAGGGAAGUUUCUAGCAUUCAGUGGCCCCCAUCCCAAGAGCAAAAUUGAAAAUGGCUACCCUCUCCAUGCCCCGGAGGCCUAUAUUCCUUACUUCCGGAAGCACAAUGUGACCACUGUUAUCCGACUCAAUAAGAAGAUGUAUAAUGCCAAGCGGUUUACAGACAAGGGCUUUGAGCACUACGACCUGUUCUUUGUCGAUGGGAGCACACCAAAUGAUGCCAUCGUCAGCAAGUUCUUGAACAUCUGCGAGAAUGCGGAGGGCGCCAUCGCCGUUCACUGUAAAGCUGGCCUGGGCAGAACCGGCACGCUCAUAGGGUGCUACAUGAUGAAGCAUUAUAGAAUCACGGCUGCUGAGGCCAUUGCCUGGAUCAGAAUCUGCAGGCCAGGCUCCAUCAUUGGGCCACAGCAGAACUUUGUACAAGAGAAGCAAGCCAGUCUCUGGGCAGAGGGUGACCUCUACCGCGAGAAGAUAAGAGAGCAGGAAAACGACUUGAGCCAAAUGGCAGUUACAAGAAUCCUGUCUGGGGUGGAUGACAUAUCAAUUAAUGGCUUCAACAAGGACCAGACAAUGCCCGGGAAGCAGGAAGUAGAGCAGUAUGACGAUGAGGAUGAGAGAAACGGGAUCACACAGGGAGACAAACUGCGAGCACUGAAGAGUAAAAGACAGGCACGAGCAUCGACAGGCUCCUUGUCGUUAGAAGAGAAUAAAAUUCACACCAGGUCCUCAUCACAGUCCCUAAGGAUUAUUUUGCAGUCCACUGUACAAACUCCAAAGCGUGUAAAACCUGCUUGCCUCUCUAAUGGUACCAACACCAGGAGGAGGUCAAGGGCUUCAACAGGACAAAACAGUGUUGGGAGCCCGUUAAAUGCAGGGCUAACCAGAUCCGUAGGCAGCUUGCACGCCCUGGCUAGUGAGCAGGAUGCGAUGCAUGGAAAGCCAAGGUCAGGCCUUAGGGUCACAGGCAAUGCAGCUUCCCAGAUGAGCAGCCAAAAUGCCAAAAAUACAAGCCACUGCGGUCCCAAGGCAGCUGCAGAUAGCUCCUCCAACCCCCUCAGUGGGCGCAGUCCAGGCCUGUCCCAAUUAGCAUCCAGUGUCCAAGGGAAGGAGAAGGCGAUGCCCUUUGCAAUCGAUGCGCUUUACGAGAAUAUGUCACUCCAUGCCAAAAGCUAGAGCACCUCUUCUCCGGUGAGAUUCUUCAGAGGAUGCCUCGUGGGACCUCAAUCCUUUAUAAAUGCCAAACACAGAAUAGAGAGAAGAAUUUCACUGCAGCAGUCCCAGUUUUCCUUAUUAGACAUGAGAUUUCAGGUGUUCAAAAAGGGAUUAACUGUACAUUUGGACUUUUCCCCACUCAUAACUUUUUAUGCUGAUACUACACAUUUUGGGGGCUAGGGCAAUGUAAAGUUUAAAGCUGAGCAGUUAAAAUGACUCCUUGGGAACUGUUCGAUGUCUGUUUCCCUAGAACAUCCUUUUCAUUUGUUUAUUUUUUUUAAUCAUGGUUGGUAACCUUAGAACCAGUGGUACUAAAAUGUGGCUUUUGGUUCACAUUUUUAGUUUACAUUUAUCUUCUAAAAAGAUGCUUUCUUGUAGCUAUACUGUACAUACUAAUGCAAUCCUUUAUUUGCAUGAAGCUUCUAGCCAGUUAGAAUUGAGCUACUGUACUUUAUACUGUAAAUAGGUAAAAGCUGAGUAUACUUUAACAGAUGUUAAUUUUAUAUGUGUAUAUACUUUUAUUUGGUACUUUAUACUGGAUUCAUUUAUUCAAAUCAAGCUCAUGAAUGUUGAACUGUAACUGGUAUCAUGUAUCAAAAAAAUUUGUAAACAGAAAAUGACAGCCAAUAAAGGCCUGCCAUCCUCUUA